Sinocyclocheilus anshuiensis is the source of this 838-nucleotide messenger RNA. Its product is annotated as beta-1,3-galactosyltransferase 1-like. Gene Ontology annotation, cellular component: Golgi membrane. Gene Ontology annotation, molecular function: N-acetyl-beta-D-glucosaminide beta-(1,3)-galactosyltransferase activity. The transcript is spliced from 2 exons. NCBI's taxonomy places the organism in Eukaryota, Metazoa, Chordata, Actinopteri, Cypriniformes, Cyprinidae. The coding region runs from base 146 to 784 and encodes 212 amino acids. The record is from RefSeq and is a predicted model, not a curated record. Gene Ontology annotation, biological process: protein O-linked glycosylation.
GUGCUCUGUACGCUGUUUGCGUAGCGGGAACGCUAAACUAAGGGGAAGCAUAGGAGGAACAGACUUCGACACAACACCGGCGAACAUGACAUUUAGGUUUUGUGACUUUCCCUUACGUUAGUGGUGCAGUUUAUUUUGCUUAAAUAUGGGAAAACGAUCGCGAUAUAAACUUUUAACGUACUUUGGUGUAGCUGGGUUAAUAACAUUUGUAGCUAGCCUCGUUUUUAACAGAACAAUACUUCCGAAGAAGACUCCAACACCCAAAGAGCUCUACGUGAUCUCACCGUCAACAUACAGAUUCAUUUUGAACCAACCAGAACUGUGUGAGAAGAAGAGUCCUUUCCUGGUUCUUAUGAUCCCAGUGACUCUCAAAGACACAGAGGCGAGGACUGCUAUUAGAAGGACAUGGGGUCAAGAUGGCUUGAUUCCUCGUGUGACCGUUUUGCAUUUGUUUGUCAUUGGUCAGCCCGCACAAAGUGACCCAGUACUGCAGGAGCACCUGGAGAGGGAGAGCAAGGAAUAUGGGGACAUCAUUCAAAUGGACUUUGUGGACAGCUACCAUAAUCUCACAAUCAAGACGAUGAUGAUUAUGAACUGGAUAGCCACUUACUGCCGGGGUGCUUGGUAUGCCAUGAAGAUCGAUGCCGAUAUCUUUCUCAAUGUACGUUACCUGGUGGACUACCUGCAUGACCAGGGCGAGGCCUCCAGGAAAGACUACAUCUCUGGAUCCGUCAUCUCAGAUGCUGUUCCUCACAGGGACAGCUUCAACAAAUGUUGCCUGUGAUGCAGUUUGUGCCUGGAAAUCAGCUGCUCAAACAUAAUAAAUAAAGCAUCUAAC